Messenger RNA from Knipowitschia caucasica, 669 nucleotides. Lineage: Eukaryota; Metazoa; Chordata; Actinopteri; Gobiiformes; Gobiidae. The record is from the annotation of a GenBank genome assembly.
AUGGUGAGGGGAGGCAGAGGAGGGCAAGGGGAGGGGGGGCGCCCAGGGGAGGAGGGAGAACGGCAGAAGAGCCAGAACAGCCCCCCGGAGAGCCCCCGGCCGCUCACCUGCAUGUGCCCGCUGCUGUGCCACUGCAAGCUGGCCUGCACCAACAGCACCGUGUCGCUCAUGUUCGGAUGUAAGAAGUACGGGCAACAGGAGGAGGACACGCCUCAGGACCCCAGCCCGCCCCCCCUCCCUGAGGACAGUCCGGAGCUGGUGCAGGUGUCCCAGAAGAGCCUUUCCCAAGUGGAGAGCGUGCACGGAUAUGUGGCACACGCACACAUCUCCCCAAUCAAGGUCGUCUCUGCUCUGGACUCGCCGUCGGAGAGCUCGGCCUCUGCAGCCUCCACCCUGUUCCCCCAGCCUCACGACAGCCCUCUGCCCUCCUGCUCCUCCAACCCCUAUCCCCCCAUCCAGUCGCGCAGCAUGCUCAACUCUGUGUGGUACGCCAAGAAGAUGGGCCGCCGCAUUGUGGGCACCCUGCGGAGGACCAAGAGGCUUCACCGCAGACUGGUGACGGUAAGGACCCCCCCACGCCGCCUCUGCGUCAGUCCUCUCGGCUCGCGCACAUGGACAUACACAAGGCAUACGCAGCCCCUCGCAUCGGAACUCCGAGCAAAAGCAUGA